UCUCAGUAAGUAGUAGCAAGGCACUGUGUUGUAUAGUAUAUAGACUACAGCAUGGCUAUGGUACUGACCUGGUUUUAACAGCGAGGAACAGGAAACAAAAUACAGAUUUUUUGUUUUUGUUUGUUUUUAUUUUUGUGGAGAGAGAUACAGACUUAAAGAUCAUUCUGGAGGAGGCUGACAUGAAACAAACACACAAAAGGUGACUCAGUGGGGGCCUGAGAGGUGUUUGGAAGUGUUAUUCUUUUUCACUUCCCACACUACUUCUACAUUCAUUCACUCAUCAGCAAGCACAUUCACAGCAGUAGCGAUAAUUCAGUCAAACCUGUGAGAUGUUAGAACGUCACAAUCAAUAUCAUGUGCUGUUUUUAACUGAGUUGACUUGUGAGCGUAAAUGCUCUACAUGAAGAAGAAAAAACAUGGCAGCGACAUUUCAGAGUUGUGCCCCUUAUCACUUUAGCUUUAAUCAAUUUAAUGUAACUUCUGAUUAACAAACACCUGGGGGAAUAAAAAGGACAGACGUUAGCAGAUAUGACUGACAACGUGAGCUCCCGAAUGGACACUCCAACCAACAUCUCCCUGAGUCCCACCGUCGGCAUCUCUGAGUCGUUGGAGUACAAGACUGUGUCUGUGUUCCUGGUCUUGCUGGUGUGCGGCGUGGGCAUUGUGGGAAACAUCAUGGUGGUCCUUGUGGUCCUCACCACGCGCCACAUGAGGACACCAACCAAUUGUUACCUAGUCAGCCUGGCCAUAGCCGACCUGACGGUGCUGGUGGCAGCGGGGCUGCCCAACAUCUUGGAUAGUCUGACAGGCACGUGGGUUUUUGGCCACGCUGGUUGCCUGGGGAUCACCUACUUUCAGUACCUGGGCAUCAACGUGUCAUCCUGCAGUAUCACCGCCUUCACUGUGGAGAGGUACAUAGCUAUCUGCCAUCCAAUGAAAGCUCAGACAGUGUGCACGGUGUCCCGAGCCAAGCGGAUCAUUGCUGGGGUUUGGAUCUUCACCUGUGUCUACUGCAUGCUGUGGUUCUUCCUGGUGGACAUUCAAGUCAGCCAGGAUGGACAUGUGCAGUGUGGCUAUAAAGUGAAGCGGGAGCUCUACCUGCCCAUCUACCUCAUCGACUUUGCCAUUUUCUACGUCAUCCCACUUCUCCUCGCCAUUGUGCUGUACGGCCUGAUAGCACGGAUUCUCUACCUCAGCCCUCUGCCCAACCAUCCUGACACCAGCGCCACCACACUGCGUCGGAGCUGCCGGGAAACCUCUGAAGGGAAGGGGGGUCGCCAAGGUCGGCCAAAGAGCACGCACUCCUCCAGGAAACAGGUGACAAAGAUGUUGGCGGUUGUGGUGAUAUUGUUCGCUUUACUGUGGAUGCCCUACCGGACUUUGGUUUUGAUCAACUCUUUUGUGUCGACACCCUACCUGAAUGCCUGGUUCCUCCUAUUUUGUCGGACAUGCAUCUAUGCCAACAGUGCUAUCAACCCUGUGAUAUACAAUGCCAUGUCUCAGAAGUUUCGCUCAGCAUUUCGCGGGCUUUACCGUUGCCAACGGAUAGAGGGAAAUCAGAGGACACUGUCGAUGAUCCAGGCCGGCUUCAGCACCGUUCGAGACCACCGAACCUCGCAGGCCAAUAGCAAUGGAACCAAUGAAAAAGCAAGGAGAUCCAUCCUGAGUGCAACCACUGAUAUAACUACAAAACACAAUGGAAGUAGUCAUCAGGAGACAACAGUCAAUGGCAAAAAAGCAGAGCAUCCCACUGACAGCAGCCCACCCACUUUUAGCUUUGAUGUAGACCCGGCUGGUGAUGAGAAGUUGGAUCAGCCUUCAUCAACUAACAACGCAGUUGAUUUUGAAGGAAGACAAACAACAAUUGAGCAACAGGAAAAUAUCUAAAUGUUUCCAUAUCUUUUGUCAGAUAUCUAUGAAUUAGUUUGUACCACUAAAAUCAAUUGAAUAGAAUCCAAUUAAGGAGAAGAAACCCCUUCCCUGCAUUUAUUUCAUGAUUUAAAGUGGUAGAUAUGCCUUGUGCAUGGUGGUGCAGUGGUUAGCACUGUUGCCUCAAAAGCACAGCAAGAAGGUUACUGGUUCGAACCUCAGCUGGGGCCUUUGUUUACCUGUUCGCCCCCGUGGGUUCCUUCCAGGUACUCCAGCUGUGAAGGUAUGCACUUAACAGGUUAAUUGGUGACUCUAAAUUGGCCGGAAGUGUAAAUGUGAUCGAUAGAUGUGCCCCAUGAUGAACUGGCGACUUGUCCAGGGUGUACCUAUCAUCCAAAUUCAGCUGAGAUAGGCUCCAGCCCCAC
Molecule: messenger RNA, 2294 nt
Organism: Larimichthys crocea (large yellow croaker)
Lineage: Eukaryota; Metazoa; Chordata; Actinopteri; Sciaenidae
Gene: trhr2
Product: thyrotropin releasing hormone receptor 2
Exons: 6
Coding region: 529-1887 (452 amino acids)
Biological process (GO): phospholipase C-activating G protein-coupled receptor signaling pathway
Cellular component (GO): membrane
Molecular function (GO): thyrotropin-releasing hormone receptor activity
Source: RefSeq, a predicted model, not a curated record